UUUAGUAUAUUAUUUUUCUUAUUACCCCCUCUUGGUGAAAAACCCCUUUUAUCAAGUGCACUCCUCCCUCCUAUCCUUUAGCUUACCAAACCAAGAAACAAACUCUCAUCUCUUACACGGAAAAUGGCCUCCACAGCUACCCUCUCCAGUACCAUGUUUAGCACCUCCUUCACCCGCCGGCAAUCGGCCACUAGCCUACGGGCUCUUCCCAACGUUGGACAGGCUCUUUUCGGCUUGAAAUCCAGCCGUGGAGGACGGUUUAAGGCAAUGGCAGCGUACAAAGUGAAGGCCAUAACUCCAGGGGAUAAAGUGGAAGUCUGCCUGUGUCGUGAUGAUGUCCAUAUUCUUGAAGCUUUUGAGGAAGCUAGUGUUGACCUGCCAUGCUCAUGCAGGGUUGGUGCUUACACUUCUUGUGCUGGGAAAAUUAUUGCAGGAACUGUGGAUCAGUCUGCUGGGAGCUUCCUUGACGAUGAGCAGAUAGAUGCUGGUUGGGUUCUCACUUCUAUUGCUCUUCCUCGGUCUGAUAUUAUUAUCGAGACACACAAGGAGGAGGAGCAUACCGCUUAAUGUUAUUUCUUUCUUUCUUGUUUCCUAAGUCUAUUGGUUUGUGGGUUGGCUUAGUUUGUUCUUCAGAACAAGAUUGUUAUGUUUUCUUGUUAAUCGAGUAAUGUUUAGGUUUGUCGUUACAAACGGAACUCUUGUAGCUUAAUAAAAUUUUAUAUGUGGGCGUGUUUUCUA
Molecule: messenger RNA, 738 nt
Organism: Hevea brasiliensis (rubber tree)
Lineage: Eukaryota; Viridiplantae; Streptophyta; Magnoliopsida; Malpighiales; Euphorbiaceae
Product: ferredoxin-like
Exons: 2
Coding region: 124-567 (147 amino acids)
Biological process (GO): electron transport chain
Cellular component (GO): chloroplast
Molecular function (GO): electron transfer activity; 2 iron, 2 sulfur cluster binding
Source: RefSeq, a predicted model, not a curated record